UUAUCAAGGUACCCGGAAGUGAUUGGGCCGUUUUACGCUUGGGAACGCCUGGGAAGGUCCGAGAGCUUGAAAUUGACACGUGUUGGUUCAAGGGGAAUUACCCUGAAAGCUGUCAGGUGGAGGCAGUCGAGUUGCCCCUGGACAUGUCGAAUGAGGACGUGCACAAGGCGCAAGAGCUAGGGGAAGUGCCUUGGCGCAUCUUGCUGCCUAGAACAAAGUUGGGAGCAGAUCAACAGGC
Messenger RNA from Nannochloropsis gaditana CCMP526, 238 nucleotides. Its product is annotated as allantoicase. Gene Ontology annotation, biological process: allantoin catabolic process. Gene Ontology annotation, molecular function: allantoicase activity. The annotation marks the transcript as partial. The transcript has a single exon. The record is from RefSeq and is a predicted model, not a curated record.